AUGCUCAACUUCAAUUACUGUGAACCUUACAAUGUUGCAACCACACAUGCAAUGAGCAUUCCAAUUAAGAAUGGGAAUGACAUUAAUGGUACACAUGGAUCAACUCCUGGAUCAUUAUCCAUGGCGUAUUUGUCGUCUUCCUUGAACUCAUCAUAUUCAUCUUCAAAUUAUUCCUUAACCAAAUUUGGAGGUUCAUUUAUUGAAAAAUGGAAAAAUUCAUUUGGAAGUGGAACGAUUCCAAGUACAAGUUUAGGUCAUAGUGGUGGAAGUAGUGGAAAUAUGACAGGAUAUUUCGAUGAUGUUGUAACCAUGAAUAAGAGACCAUCAGUUGUUUCAUUAAGAUCACCUUCUCCAGCUGUUGAAUUUGAAGACUAUUCUACUAAUGGGUUUCAACAAAUUACCAAACCAAUCAACAUUGUAAAUAAUCAUAACCAUAAUAACCAUAAUAACAAUAAUAACAGUAAUAAUAGUAGUUUGAGUAGUACCCCACUUCAACAACCAUUACAUCAACUGCUUUCAAUGACACCAAAUAGAUUAUCCAGAACCCAAUCGAUGUAUGAUUUAUACAAACAAGGAGGAGGAGGAGGAAUAGGAGGAAUAACAACGACCACAGCUACAGUCACAGGUAUAACUGGAGGCGGAUCUUUGAUUAUGAUGUCUAAUAUUAUGGAUGAGGAAGAUGAUUUAAUUGAACGGAAUAACAAUCAAUCAAGUCAAGCUAUUCCUACAUUAGAGAUCAAACGAACCAAGACUAGUGUUUUCACUCCAUUGAUUCAAGAUAACAUGGUUAAAAACAUUGGAGAACACGACCGAAGUUUAAUUAAACAGAAAUGUAAAUUAAUCAUGGAUAAUAAACCUAAAUAUGUCAAUGAAAACAAUGAGGAAAAUCACGUGUUGGAAGUUGAGAGUAAUGAUAUGAUUGAUGAAGGAAAUAAAGAAACAAGUACAAUUUUUAAGCAUAAGGGAUUAUUACCAAUAGUUGCAUUUAGUGAUGAAUUUAGACCAGAAUUUUCCGUUCAAUCGUGUCCAUUGAAUCCGAAAUUGGAACAACAAGUCAUGAAUAAUAUGAAGAAUGAUUUACUAUUUUAUCAGAAUAAUAAUUCAUAUGAAGAAAUUACAUCGAGGACGAUAUUUAUCAGUUUAAGAGCUAGAGAAAUAAAAUUAAUUGAAAUGAAUAUUAAAAAUGAUAAUAUUAACCAAGGAGGAAUAAAUAAUACUUAUAAGACCAAAAUCAAGAAAUUGUUUACUCCAUUGAAAAAUUCUGGUAAUAAAGAUAUGAUGAAUAAAAUUGGUGGGUUAUUUUAUGAUAUUAAUCAAUUGUUUAAUUUACAACAACGAAGUAAUGAAAUUUCAAAGAAGGAAUUUCAUGAUAAAUUGUGUAAUUUAGUGCUACAAUUAAUUGAAUCAUGA
Molecule: messenger RNA, 1410 nt
Organism: Candida tropicalis MYA-3404
Lineage: Eukaryota; Fungi; Ascomycota; Pichiomycetes; Serinales; Debaryomycetaceae
Exons: 1
Coding region: 1-1410 (469 amino acids)
Source: RefSeq, a predicted model, not a curated record